CACCCUAUCGCUGUGCCCUCUGUCGGCGGCGUGGGGCAGCUGUAGCAGCGGUGGCGGCAGGAGGCGGCAGCUGCGCGGACGUCGUCCAAGACUGGAGCGACGUUUAAAGCAGUAGGAUCGCCGGGGAGUGCGGCUUCUUCUUGUUGGAGGCCUCCCACACUUCCGCGGCCGGAGGAGGAGAAGCGGCGGCGCCGGCGCCGGGAAGCAGGCAUGGAGAGUAGAAAACUGAUUUCUGCUACAGACAUCCAAUACUCCGGCAGUCUUCUCAACACCUUGAAUGAGCAACGUGGCCAUGGCCUCUUCUGUGAUGUUACUGUUAUUGUGGAAGACCGAAAAUUCCAUGCCCACAGGAAUAUUCUUUCAGCUUCCAGUACAUACUUCCAUCAGCUUUUCUCCGUUGCUGGGCAAGUUGUUGAACUGAGUUUUAUAAGAGCAGAGAUCUUUGCCGAAAUUCUUAAUUAUAUCUAUAGUUCUAAAAUUGUGCGUGUUAGAGCAGAUUUGCUUGAUGAGUUAAUUAAGUCAGGCCAGUUAUUAGGAGUAAAAUUUAUAGCGGAGCUUGGUGUCCCAUUGUCACAGGUUAAAAGCAUCUCAGGUACAGCUCAAGAUGGUAGUGCUGAAGCCAUACCUCCUGGUUCUAAUGAUAAGAACCUUGUAAUACAAAAAUCAAAAGAGGAGGCUCAAGAUAAUGGGGCUACCAUAAUGCCUAUUAUAACAGAGUCUUUUUCAUUAUCUGCUGAAGAUUAUGAAAUGAAAAAGAUAAUUGUUACUGAUUCUGAUGAUGAUGAUGAUGAUGUCAUUUUCUGCUCUGAGGUUUUGCCUGCAAAGGAGACCUUGUCAAAUAACAAUGCCGUGACACAGGUCCAGCCUAACCCAGGCCCUGUUGCUGUUUCAAAUGCUGUACCUUGCACUAACAAUAACUCUACCCCUUUAACAAAUGCAACACCUACUCAGAAAUUUCCUACUCCUGUGAAUCAGGCAACUUUGAGCCAAACACAGGGAAGUGAAAAAUCGCUGGUGUCUUCAGCUCCAACACAUCUGACUCCCAAUAUUAUUGUGUUAAAUCAGACACCACUUACUACACCACCAAAUGUCAGUUCUUCACUUCCAAAUCAUACGUCCUCUUCAGUCAAUUUACUUGUGCAGAAUCAGCAGACCCCAAACAGUGCCGCUUUAACAGGAAAGAAGGCCAGUGAAGAGGAGGAGGAGGAAAUAAUAGAUGAUGAUGAUGACACUAUUAGCUCCAGUCCAGACUCAGCAGUCAGUAAUACAUCUUUGGUCCCACAGGCUGAUACCUCCCAAAAUACCACUUUUGAUGGAUCAUUGGUACAGAAGAUGCAGGUUCCUACACUUCUGCAAGAACCACUUUCCAAUUCCUUAAAUAUUUCAGAUAUAAUUACUAGAUUCACUAAUGACCGAGGCUUAGGAUCAAAACAUCUAAUGGAGGGUCAGAAGAUCAUUACUUUAGACACAGCUACUGAAAUUGAAGGCUUAUCGAAUGGUUGCAAGAUUUAUGCAAAUAUUGGUGAAGAUACUUAUGACAUAGUGAUCCCUGUCAAAGAUGACCCAGAUGAAGGAGAGUCCAAACUUGAGAAUGAGACACCAAAAACAUCUGGCAAUGAAACAGCAAACAAACGUAUGAAAGUAAAACAUGAUGAUCACUAUGAGUUAAUAGUAGAUGGAAGGGUCUAUUAUAUCUGUAUUGUAUGUAAAAGGUCAUAUGUCUGUCUGACAAGUUUGCGGAGACAUUUUAACAUUCAUUCCUGGGAGAAGAAGUAUCCAUGCCGUUACUGUGAGAAGGUGUUUCCUCUUGCAGAAUAUCGCACGAAGCAUGAAAUUCAUCACACGGGAGAGCGAAGGUAUCAAUGUUUGGCGUGUGGCAAAUCUUUCAUCAACUAUCAGUUUAUGUCUUCACACAUAAAGUCAGUUCAUAGUCAAGAUCCUUCUGGGGACUCGAAGCUUUAUCGUUUGCAUCCAUGCAAGUCUUUACAGAUCAGACAAUAUUCCUACCUUUCUGAUAGGUCAAGUACUGUUCCUGUAAUGAAGGAUGAUGGUAUUGGGUAUAAAGUUGAUGCUGGAAAAGAACCUCCUGUGGAAACCACAUCUAAUACUCAGAACAAGCCAAUGACCUGGGAAGAUAUUUUCAUUCAGCAGGAAAAUGAUUCAAUUUUUAAACAGAAUGUAACAGAUGGCAGUACUGAGUUUGAAUUUAUAAUACCAGAAUCUUACUGAACUACUUUGAAAUAUCAGGAAGUUUUGAUUUGGAUACAGGGGCAGGGAUUUCCAAAGACCUAUGAAACAAAUUAUGGCUAAAGCAAGUUAAUUUGAUCUGCCAUUUCAUCUGAAGGUAGUCUAGUUUGAUUAUUUGUUGAUAAUUUUAGAAGCAAAUUUUUCUGAAAGUUUGAGUAGAAAUUGAGAAGUCCCCUUCCUGCAGUAUCUGUUUAUAUAUUUAGCAUUCAGCUCAUUUAAAAGAGAGAAAAAUUUUAAAGUGUGGAGAGAUAGUUUCCUGAGUAGAAUUUGAAGUGGUCUGAAUGUUCUUUAAAAAUAACUGGAGUUACUAGCAUACCUAGUACAUCUUACAACUUUCCCCUUCCAUGUUAGCACUUUACU
Lepus europaeus (European hare) is the source of this 2607-nucleotide messenger RNA. RefSeq names its product zinc finger and BTB domain containing 33 (gene ZBTB33). Gene Ontology annotation, molecular function: RNA polymerase II cis-regulatory region sequence-specific DNA binding; protein binding; DNA-binding transcription factor activity, RNA polymerase II-specific. Lineage: Eukaryota; Metazoa; Chordata; Mammalia; Lagomorpha; Leporidae. Gene Ontology annotation, cellular component: nucleus. Gene Ontology annotation, biological process: regulation of transcription by RNA polymerase II. The coding region runs from base 211 to 2229 and encodes 672 amino acids. The transcript is spliced from 2 exons. The record is from RefSeq and is a predicted model, not a curated record.